This is a messenger RNA of Poecile atricapillus (Black-capped chickadee), 1602 nucleotides long. Its product is annotated as class II histocompatibility antigen, B-L beta chain-like. NCBI's taxonomy places the organism in Eukaryota, Metazoa, Chordata, Aves, Passeriformes, Paridae. Gene Ontology annotation, cellular component: MHC class II protein complex. Gene Ontology annotation, biological process: peptide antigen assembly with MHC class II protein complex; positive regulation of T cell activation; antigen processing and presentation of exogenous peptide antigen via MHC class II. The record is from RefSeq and is a predicted model, not a curated record. The coding region runs from base 1 to 435 and encodes 144 amino acids. The transcript has 5 exons. Gene Ontology annotation, molecular function: MHC class II protein complex binding.
AUGCAUUCGGAGUUACUGAGAGCCCUUCCCAGCGUGUCCAUCUCGCUGGUGCCCUCGAGCUCCCAGCCCGGCCCCGGCCGCCUGCUCUGCUCCCUGAUGGAUUUCUCCCCUGCCCACAUCCAGCUGAGCUGCUCCCAGGGCCAGCAGCAGCUCUCGGGCCACGUGCUGGCCACUGCCGUGCUCCCCAGCGGGGACUGGAGCCAGCAGCUCCUGGUGCUGCUGGAAACCGCCCCCGGCAAUGCGGGCUCAGCUCCAGCUGCCAGCUCCAGCUGCCAGGUGGAGCACGUCAGCCUGGAGCACCCCCUGAGCCGGCACUGGGAGAUGCCACCGGAUGCCACCCACAGCAAGAUGCUGAUGGGGAUCAGGGGCUCCCUGUUGGGCUUUGUCUUCUUGGUGCUGUGGCUUGGCUUCUACCUGUGCAAGAAGAGCUCCUGAGCCUCUGGUAGUCGCAGCCCCUCCCCGUGGCCUCGCGCCCGGCCAGGAGCCCCUGCUCCAUCCCUGCAGUGAUUCUGGAGGGGUCGUGUGUCCUCCCAGCCCUGCUGUCACUCUGUCCUCACCUGGCUGCUCCCAGUGUUCCCAGUAAAGCUUCCCAGUUUGCCCCUGUCCCGUUUAUGGGGGGCAGUGGGGAGGGACAUGGGGUGACCUUGCGGGGGGACUGUGGCAGAGACAGAUGCUGCCCUAGGAUGGAUCAGGACCCCCGUGUGUCCUCCCCAUGUGUCAUCCUAUUCUGGGGACUCCUUGGGAGACACCAAAUUCCAGCAUGGCACCCAGCAAACCCUAAAAAGCACUGGGACCCCUGAAGCCACCAGGGAAAUUUGGGGAGGGGGUGCAUGGGUGGUACCUGGACCAUGCCAAGAGCCCAGCACUGCCCCAGCUUGGCCUGCCCUGGUUCCUCCCGUGGGAUGUGAAGGAAUUGGAAAAAUGGGGAUCCAAGGGUGGGCGCUGGGCCUGGGGGUGAACAGGAGAAGAUAUGGAGGAAGAGGAAAAGAGCCAGAGAAGAGAAGAAAGCAGGAUGAAGAAGGAGGAGUGAGACUCAUCCAAACCCAAUAUGGGGCUCCCAUGCCCCUCUUUUCCCCUGCUCCUCCACCCCUGCCCCACUGCCGACCAAUCCACCACCCCACCUCUCCUAUCCCCCCUUUCACUCAAUUCAAGCAGAUGCUGGCAGCUUUUUCCUGGGAGCAAUUCCUGAGUUUGGGGAUUUUUGGGGUGCAGUUCUGGAGGGGGACAGCUCUGUCUGGCUUUCCCCUCCCUGCUGUGGCCUCUCAGCUGCCCCCCACACCCUGGGGGUGCUGGGAUUUCCCUCCUGGGCACAAGGACGUUCAUUCCCUUCCAGGAGCCCAAUGCCCGGCUGGGGCUCCAGGCCAGGGGGUCCUUGAGCAGCUGCCCCAGAACCUCCGCCAGGGGCUCCCAGCGCAGCCGCAGCCGCUCGGCCUGGGCUCCCCAAAGCCCUCAGCAAGUCCCAAGUCCCUGCCAGGAACCCUCAACUCCCUCAAACCCAGCAUCCCCCACAGCCCCUGCAAGUUCCCCCCAUGGCAGUGGCCACAGCCAUGGCCCCACAUGUCACUGGCCAUGUCCCACCAUGUCCUCACCCAUGGCUGUGUC